AUGUCUCGAUCUCCCUCAAGUGCGACGCCAAAAUGGCACCAGUUUGAGCGGAAGGUCGAGGAUAUCAAGCCAUCCAAAACUGACAUCAACUACCUUGUGAUGGAUUACCUGAUCACGAAUGGCUACCCCGCCGCUGCAAGUAAAUUUGCCCUGGAAGCGAACGUUCAGCUUCGCACAGACAUGGAGUCCAUCCAGGAGCGAGUCGAAAUUCGCAAUUUCAUCCAUUCUGGAAAUAUCCAGGCAGCGAUCGAGAAGAUCAACGAGUUCAACCCUCAGAUCCUCGACAAAAAUCCUGCGUUGCACUUCGCGCUUCUCCGCCUCCAACUGGUAGAACUAAUUCGCACUUGCACAUCCUCUCCCGACGGCGACAUCAGUCCCGCGCUCGAGUUCGCAACUGCGCACCUCGCACCACGUGCCCCUACCAACCCACAAUUCCUCGAUGAUUUGGAGCGGACCCUUGCCCUAUUAAUCUUUCCGAGCGGCAGUCUGUCUCCGUCCCUCGGCAACAUGCUAGAUCCCAGUCUUCGUAAAGAAAUUGCUCAGCGGGUCAAUGAGGCCAUGCUCCAGAGCCAAGGCGCCCGUCAAGAAGCGCGUUUACGCGGACUUGUCAAACUACGCGCCUUUGCCGAAACUAGAGCCCGGCAAGCCAAAAAGGACAUCCCUGAAAAGCUUGACAUCGGCCUCCUCGGCGAUGGUGGCGGAGAUGCCCAAUUCAGUAACACUAGUAAUAAUCCUCUCAAUAGCGGCACUAUCCACAAUGGCGGCGGCGACACUGUGAUGAGCAACAGUGGUGAUGGCGAAGCGAUGGUCGCGUGA
This is a messenger RNA of Penicillium diatomitis, 816 nucleotides long. RefSeq names its product glucose-induced degradation complex GID8. NCBI's taxonomy places the organism in Eukaryota, Fungi, Ascomycota, Eurotiomycetes, Eurotiales, Aspergillaceae. Gene Ontology annotation, molecular function: protein binding. The record is from RefSeq and is a predicted model, not a curated record. Gene Ontology annotation, cellular component: cytoplasm; nucleus. The coding region runs from base 1 to 816 and encodes 271 amino acids. Gene Ontology annotation, biological process: proteasome-mediated ubiquitin-dependent protein catabolic process. The transcript has 3 exons.